GCCUUCCAAAAACUGUAUAAUCUGAUUUUAUGGGAGUGAAGGUCGAAAAUUUCGACUUCAUUUCUCUUUUCCCCCUCUCUCUCACUCUCUUUCCAUAAUCAAGUCUUUCAUUGGUUGAAGUGUGGUCAGCUGACCCAGUCAUCUCUGUCCAUCUUAGUAAGGAUGCUUUGAAAACACGUUGAGCUGCGCGCGUGCAGUCUUUCAUUGGUGUCCCGAAAUAAAUUAGACGUCAUACAGCAGUGGCAUUAGAGAGAAAAAAACUGAAACAAAUAAAGACUGCGAAAAAGAAGAAAAGAAAGAAAAAGCGUGAGUGAGGGAGGAAAAGAAGUAGGGAGGGAGUAAAAUAGAGAAAGCGAGAUCAGAGAAAGUAGGAGAGGGAGGGAAAGAGAAGAAGAGAGGUUUGGAGUGAGAGAGAGAGUGGGUGAGUGAGUGAGAGUGGACGGUAUGAAUUCCUAUUUCACCAACUCGUCCCUCUCGUGCCACUUAACCGGAGCUCACGAGGUUUUGCCCAACGUGGCCCUGUCCAACUCGAGCACCUACGACCCUGUGGUCCGCCAUUUCCCGUCGUCCUAUGGCGCCGCUAACCGGAUGUACCGCGCGCCCUUCUACCCGCCGCAGGAAGACGUGAUGUUCGGCGCAAGCCGCGCACCGUACGACUACGGAUCUAAUGCGUUUUACUCGGACAAAGACGCGAUUUCCGGUUGCAGACAAAGCUUCGCGCAGGACUUCACAACUUCACCGUCUUUAGAGCAAUGCAGAAGCGCGUGCCAGGAGCCAAAAAGCAGCAGUAUACAGAUUUAUCCCUGGAUGCAAAGGAUGAACUCGCACAGUGGUGUUGGUUAUGGGACUGACAGGCGCAGAGGUCGUCAGAUUUAUUCUCGAUACCAAACACUGGAGCUGGAGAAAGAGUUUCACUACAACCGAUAUUUAACACGGAGAAGAAGAAUCGAGAUUGCCAACACGCUGUGUUUAACAGAGCGACAAAUUAAAAUCUGGUUUCAGAACCGCAGGAUGAAAUGGAAAAAAGAGAACAAUCUGACCUCCACUCUAAACGAACAGGAAACACGGAAAGAGGUUACAGAAGAAUCCACUAAUGACACUAAGGAGUAGAUUUUUUUUGCAUCAGGCACGUUGUAUGUACAUGAAACUACCUAAAAACCCAUGUGCCAUAAUUAUGUGUGAUAUUUCAUACAUAUAUGUAUAUUGAACAAUAUGGUUAGAAAACUACCUAUCAAUCAAACUACCUGUUGAAUUUUGCUUCACAAACUGUUAUGCGUAUAUAUAUACUUCACGUAUUCGUCAUAUAUAUAAGUACGGCUAUAUAAAACUAGCAGUUAAGAUUACCGAACGAAAUUUGUUACGGAUUCAAAUUAGAAGGGAACCUGACUAAUUAUUUGGAUUCAUAAUUAUGUAUACAUUUGCAUAUAUGGAAAUUAUGUUUAUAUGAAAUUACCUUUCCUUAGUUAUUAAAUUCUAUUAGACAAAAAAAUAUUGGACUGUAAUGAUGUGCCUCUUACAUGAAUACAAGGACAUUUUUGGUUAUACGGAACUGGUAUAAUUUUUAAAUAAACAUCAACAUGUAUCCACAAA
Tachysurus vachellii is the source of this 1590-nucleotide messenger RNA. RefSeq names its product homeobox C6b (gene hoxc6b). Gene Ontology annotation, cellular component: nucleus. NCBI's taxonomy places the organism in Eukaryota, Metazoa, Chordata, Actinopteri, Siluriformes, Bagridae. Gene Ontology annotation, molecular function: DNA-binding transcription factor activity, RNA polymerase II-specific; RNA polymerase II cis-regulatory region sequence-specific DNA binding. The transcript has 2 exons. The record is from RefSeq and is a predicted model, not a curated record. Gene Ontology annotation, biological process: regulation of transcription by RNA polymerase II; anterior/posterior pattern specification. Bases 445 to 1110 code for a protein of 221 amino acids.